Opisthorchis viverrini is the source of this 486-nucleotide messenger RNA. RefSeq lists its product as hypothetical. Bases 1 to 486 code for a protein of 161 amino acids. The record is from RefSeq and is a predicted model, not a curated record. NCBI's taxonomy places the organism in Eukaryota, Metazoa, Platyhelminthes, Trematoda, Opisthorchiida, Opisthorchiidae. The transcript has 2 exons.
AUGGGUCGGGCACACCAAUCACAUCGCUCAAGUGCGAACACGUUCGCCUGUUCAGACGUGAAAAUUCAGAUGCGUCCAACCUGCGUUGGUGGGGUAGUGUUUACAUGCUCUCCUCGCAUGUCAGAUGUCCGGGGUUCAAAUAGGAGCGAAACUCGAGUCCACUGUUUCCCUCUGGUGUGGACUCACCAGAAUAAUUACGCCAGAACGGGAAGACGACCGUUCAAACGAAAGCGGUGUGACUAUGAGCAGAAUGAAAUAAAAUCAUCCGAAUAUGGGCGGAUUUGUGUAGACAUUGUGGACGAAACAGUUCACUUAGUAAUACACUCAUUUGCAAAUCAAUUUUGUUUUCACGAGAGACUCAACGAAACCUCUCGUAGAAAUGUAACGGAUGCUGGGUCAACCUUCUGCAAUACACUGUAUUUCGUUCACGUUGCGAACCACAAACCUGCCCAAAAACAAGCACUGGUAACCUCCAGGCGUACCUGA